CUGUAGCGAGCGUUUGGGCGCCUCUGACAGUGCGUCCCGUCCCUCGUGAAUGGGUGCAAGUUCGAAUUCGAAUAUAGUCUCUUCUACGUUGUAGCCGGACUGGUGGAGGGGAGAAUGGCGCGCAUGUCUUAAUCCCUUAAAUUCUCUCUUACUCCGUAUUGUUAUUUCUAAUGAAAACGUGGGUAUUCUCUCAUUAUUGCGAAUAAUAUGUGACGAGCGUAACACCCAACCAGGCACAGAGACCAAGAGCCGGCGUGGGAAAUUUUCGAAAGGUGAAAUAGCAAGCAGUGGCUGCGACGGUUUGCCUUGGCCUCCCAUUAGUUAGUUGAUUGGAUUGGACGUAAUGGCUGGCGUGCUUAUCGAUCUCACCUCCAUGUUACCAGGGUGGGUAACAUUCAUUCAACUAUUUAUCCCCCGAAGCCCUGGAACCGUCCCCGCGAUUGGGCCAGUGGUGGCUUCGACUGUGGUAUCUCGAUCAACUCUGAGGCUCAAAUAGUCCGAUUAGCAUCGUGUUUAAAACGAAAACCUUGUCCCUCCUUAAGAACUCCCAACUCUCUCUCCACCUCUUCUUCGUCCUCUUCUUCUCCUGCGGAAGUCGUUAUUUCCAUCCUCCCUCCCUCUCUUGUACGCACGCUCUACCCCUCUAACGUCGCUGCGGAAUUGAGAGCACAUAAUGAACAACCUCUCCCACCCGCCUUCAAGCCCCAGCAGCGAUUCGACCAGCCUAGAUAGCCAGGGGUGAAAUCUUAAAUGUCAUUAGGCAAAUAACUCCACUCCGUAUCCCCAUUACCCGAGUCAGGCUUUUCGAGUGUGCUGCUUCAUUGCUUGCUGCUUCGUUGCUUUCGUUGCUCCGUUGCUUCCCUCCGUAAUAUGUCUCAAUACGGGGCACAUACACAUGAAAAAUUACACCGCGUGAGACCGGAAAAUUUCAGCACCAUGGCCGGGUCUGCUAACUUAUCCUACCUCUUCAUUCCCACCUCGCCUUUGGCUUACGAUCCCAAACACAAUGCCUACCAGCGGUCCGCUAGCAAUUCUGUCUCUCAAGGAUCCGCAAUGCCCGCGACUUCUUCCUCUUCCGCCUCCUCUUCCAUUGACUACACAACCUACCCGCUCGCCAAGCGCAAUGGCCGCACGUAUCUACGUGACCCGGAUAACCCGUACCCACUUCCCUGCGACCUCGCAGAGAUACAUCGCCAGUCACUGCGCUCGCUGAUUUUGAUGCAUGUUUUCGGCGCACCCUUUUGCACACCCCAUUUUACCGAUCAGCCCCCGAAAAGGGUGUUGGAGCUGGCUUGCGGUUCCGCGUUAUGGUCAAACGCUUGCCAUGACUACUUUGCUCGGAAAGGACACAAAAAUAUUUCCUUCACUGGUCUCGAUAUUGUAAACCUCGCGCCAGACCUUCAGAAACAAGGCAUUAAUUGGCAGUUCAAACGGCACGACCUACACAAGCCUAAAUUACCGUUCCCCGAUGGCUACUUUGAUUUUGUGUUCAUAAAAGAUGCUGGGAUUUGUCCGUCAGGAUCAGAGUUGCAAACGCUUCCGUUAAGUGAACCACUUCGGGUUCUGAAGUCUGGCGGAGUUCUUGAAGUGUGGGAUUCAGAUCUUAUAUUUAGAACGCUUUUGCCAAACCCGCCACUUGCGCCCGGGCUAUCGGGGGAAAAUGCGGAACAGGCUGAGACCACCGGCACAUACACCAUAUUCCCGGCUACCCCAUUUGCAGAUGCUCAGAACAAAUAUUUACGCGAUUACAACUCCUGGGCCCAAAAGGCUUUUGAACGCCGCAAAUUAACGCCCAUGCCAUGCGCCAUGAUUGGCCUUUCCUUCACUUCCGAGUCGGAAUCCUUCAACAGCGUGGACAGUCGUAGGAUAGCAAUUCCUUUGGGGGAAGUUAGAUGGGAGCGAGAGCCGCAGGAUGGCGCAUCCAAUGGCUGGAAACAGCCCAAGGCACUGUCGGCAGAUCAGCUCGCACUGCGCCAGACCGCGCUUUAUACAAUUGUUCAGAUGAUCGAGAGUAUGGAGCCCAUGCUCAUGGAAGCUAGUGGCAAAGGCAGAGACGAAUGGGAUCGAUGGUGGACUGGAAUGACAACGGACCUACUGCAGAAAGGUGGUGUGGCCAGUGGCGAAUGUCUCGAAGUCGGAGCAUGGUGGGGGCAAAAACGAUAACUACGCUUCUCAAAUUUCCCAAUUGAUUGUAUCUAGACGGCGAGAUACUAUAUAUCCUCGAGAAACGACAGAUGACCUUUUCUCACUUUGAGUCGUCCUGAAACCCUUGGCCAGCAUCUUCGUUUUGCCCGUUCUCCCCCCAAUCUCCCCACCACCGGCUCAUUGUUCGAUAGGUAUUUUGGGUGUAUCGUAUCGAUUCUUGAGGGCGCGAUAUCGUCUCAGAUAAUAUCUGCAUUUUGCCCUUGUUAGCUCUCCUCCUUCUCCUUCCUCAUUCCUCCCUGCGCGCCCUCCCAGUUUUCAAUUUUAUUCGCAGAACCUGGGCUUUUGUUUUCACAGCCCCAUCGCAAACCAAUAUACCCAGACCAACAGAUAACAUCGACAGAUGUCGACACGACGAAAUGACAUUUUAACAUGGUGUAUGAACAAUGGAAGCAAGCGGCGCCUAUUCAUGGGAGACUUCUCUUUGCACCACCCCUUUUUGGCAACUUUCUCUUCGUUUUCUCCAACCUCUACUUCAUCUUGGAACAUAUUUUGUCCCCUUUCUUUCAUUUUGACUUCUGGGGUAGUCAUAUCUGUACAUUUCUUUCUGCCUCCUCUUGUUUUUGAUAGUCAUGAUUCGUUGUACAUGAAGCAUUCAUCUCAGUGUAUAAAAUGGGGUAGUCGCAGGGGAAUUAAUUUAAAUGAGUGCUCAUUCUUCAAUUGCCAACCACCGGUUCACAAUUCAAAAUAAAAUAGCAGAAAGAACACACACGAAAGCCACAAGGAAAAGAACUUACAAUGCCUCAAUCUCUAUAAAACCAUCCGGAAUCCGUUGAGGUCGUGGCUCAUCACUGUCAGCGUGCCAUCCUUGAGAAGGAAAUUGCAAGUACAGACUACAACCUCGCCAUCAAGCUUCCAAACUCCUUCCCAGAGGCCGGCCCCCCCACGCCUAAAAAGCAUGAGCGAGCCCCAAGCAUUCCACGACUCAGCAUAUCCCAGCGGAGAGGAGUAAACAUUUUCAAACCCCGGGGUUCUGAUCUUAGUCACACUCCUUCCCGGGGAAUGUAUGCCGCAAGGGUCCAAUAACUCAAUAGAGAACACAGAGCAAAGUGCUCACCUUUCUUGACAAACUCCGCCCUCCGUAUCCCGUCUAUGAUUUUCCCCUCAUCAGUGAUGUGAGCCUGACUCGCGAAAGCGCGGUGUAAGCGUUCGCGGAAGAAUUGGUAGCCGAGAGGGUAUUCACGGCCGAGGAAGAGGAGCUCUGUAUCGCGCCGGAGGAGCGGGUAACAGUCAGCUAAUGAUUAGAUAGUGACUAAUGGUGGGGUGGCAUUGGAGGAACGGGAUUAGGCGACGAAUAUGGUAUGUCGUCUUAAGUGUAAGUUCUGUUUUUAUUUAUGUUUCCUUUUCUCCUCUGCUGGCGUACCUUUGUAGAUCCGGAUGACUUGGUGUCGGAGAUGGGGAGGAGUCAUCGUGAGGGAUAGGGAGGGAAGGCUGGGAGGUAUAUUCCUAGCUCCAAUUGUUAUGAAAUUCUAACCGGGAGGAGUAAGAAAAAAAGAGACGUUUCAUAUAUCUACGUCUCCUCCACCCCAGAAUUGGCAUGAGGAGCUUGAGAGUGUAGGAAGCCCUAGGCUUCCUAGUACGGACUAGCGCGCC
Molecule: messenger RNA, 3795 nt
Organism: Blastomyces gilchristii SLH14081
Lineage: Eukaryota; Fungi; Ascomycota; Eurotiomycetes; Onygenales; Ajellomycetaceae
Product: SAM binding domain-containing protein containing protein
Exons: 1
Coding region: 871-2163 (430 amino acids)
Source: RefSeq, a predicted model, not a curated record